Messenger RNA from Durotheca rogersii, 3140 nucleotides. RefSeq lists its product as uncharacterized. The transcript is spliced from 3 exons. Bases 236 to 2953 code for a protein of 905 amino acids. NCBI's taxonomy places the organism in Eukaryota, Fungi, Ascomycota, Sordariomycetes, Xylariales, Xylariaceae. The record is from RefSeq and is a predicted model, not a curated record.
UUGCCCAGUUGAAUAGGGUUGUGCAAUAAAUCACCUUGUCUACACAUCCGCCCGCACACAACUCACACACACACACACAUGCCCACGCAUACACACAUACACACAUAUCCGCACACACGUACGUCCGCCUCCUCCCUCACCCAUUUCUCGUACCUAUCUAUCGCUCCCCCUCUCUAUCGCUCCCUCCAUCUCUCGCGGGCUCGCUCUAUCUCUCGCUUCGUACCACUCCGUCAUCAUGGGCAGCGCGCCGCAGCCCACCAAGUCUCCUGCGCCGAGCCCCGCCAAGGGGAAGGCUGCUGCGACUAAGAAGACUUCCGGAGGCGUCACGAAGCGAGCUGGCCGCAAACCUGCCGCCAAGAAGGCAACCCGCGGUAAGGGACGGGGCCAGAAGAAGUCUUACCCUGAACCCUUUGCCCAGGCGUCCUACGAGCGCCAGCGAGAGCUGCGGGAUCUCUUUUCGCAGGUGUCGAUAGCCCUCAAGCCGGCUCUCGACGAGAUAGCCGAUCAGACGAUCAAGGCCCUCACCCAAGAUAUCGAUGCACACAAAGCCGUUCCCGAGUAUGAAAUACUCCAGCGGCAAUUGGACGGCCAGCUUCAGAAUGUUAUCGAGGCUGCCGACAAAGAGCUUCAUAUGCGAGUGAAGAUCACCGAUCGUGAACACGCCCUCGAAAACACCCGUACCGAGAGGGCCUUCAUGGAUUCCUACGAUUACCGAACCGAGGAGUUCUACGAUGGUGCGCUGAACCGCACUAGUAUCUUGGCCGAGCUUCGCCGUGAAGGUCGAGCCCUCGAUACUCCUGAUUUGACUUACAACUACGUCGAGCCUUCGGCGUUGCCUGUCGUUAUGGAAUCGGAUGGAUCUGAGGCUGCUGCUGAGGACCAAGGCCGCAAGACAAAGCUGACCGGGAAGCGGAGAGUGGAUGACCAGUCCGAUGGACGUACAGACUCAAAGAAGCCACGACACGUCGCCGGCUUGCUCUCUUCCGAAAAGGAGCCUGAUGGAAGGCCUGAAUCCCGCGAGCCGUCGCCCUCCGCGCUGGAUGACCAGGAGUCGGGGGUCUCCAACGGAAAAGACUUCCCCGAUCUUCCCAAUGGCGCGUCCGAGGCCGACGAAUGGGGCGUCCGGGCUGUGAACCGACGCGCUAAGAGUCCGUAUAAUCGCUUCAUCGUCCCGCAGACGUUCCAGUUCGAAGACCACGAAAUAGGUUUUCGGGACUCGACAAACGACUCCACCCGGAAGGCCACGCGUGCUACGAGAGGCCGAUUCUUGAACGAGCCAAACUCGCGUAACUUUCAUUGGGACCAUACAGUUAGAGACUACGAUUGCCGUGAAUAUAAGGAAGAUGCGCUAGACACUGCCCUUACCAAAAAGCACGUCUUGCACCCCCGCUAUGGAUUCCCGAUGCCUGACUCCGAAAACGAGGCGGAGCCGCCGGGUGAACGCGUCGAUGGGACGCGGCCUGUGGUCGUCGUGCCUAGUGCCACCGUCACUAUCCAUGCCUCUCGCUCAGUCAGACCGAAGAAGAUGGACAACAUGCUCAAGGAGGAUGCCACCAAGAGCACCACGGCGAUGAUGCUCGCCGACUUUUGUGCCAAGGAAGGCAUUAAUCCCGAUGAAAUCGUCACUGAUGAAAUGCGCGACCGUGAACGUCAAGCACGCGAGAGACUAACGCUCCCCCCGGAUGAAGACGACAACGGCAGCGGCGACAACGGUGACGGCGGCGAGGCUGCUGUCGAGGAGCACAGCCCUCGCCUAUCGAUAGAGGCCUAUAACGGUCUGGUUCGGGAGCACGUGAAUAUGCUCUUACAGGCCGCCUCUCAACUAGAGCAGGACAAGCCAGCUCCGCCCACGUCAACCCAGCGCUCGUCCCGGCCAUAUGAUGCGGUGCGAGAUGUGUUUACCAGUGCCGAGCCAGCUCCUGCACGCCCAGAGUUGCCUAUGGAAGGCCACCCCCACGGGCUCUCUAUCCUCGCGGACGCGGCACUCGGUGGUUCUCAGCAGCUAAUCCACACAGACGUGGCCGCUACAAGCGAUUCAUCCAUGAUAGAUCCCCGCCUGCUCGGCCUGUUUAACCCGCCACCCCAACCCAACGCGUUCUUACAGACGGCGUUGAAUCCCUCGCCGUCUUUUGCCCACAUCGCGCCGUCCCCUGCUUCCUCGAUGGAGCCGAUGCAGCCGACCGUCUCCUCCCGUAUUCCCUUUACGGGCCAGGCCAACGCCAGAGACAGCCCAAUUCUCCCACCCCUCCGCCCGAACAGAUCUGACGGCCUGGGUAAAGGGUCGAACGGACCGCCGCUGCAACAACCUCCGCCUCCCCCUAUUCACCGACCCCAGGAAUUUGGUUCCCCCCACGGGCUGCUCCAUACGAACUCGGGAAAUUUUUAUCCUCCGGCCCCGUCGCGAGCCUACCACCAGAGCUAUUCGUUUCACGAACCGGCGUUGAUGCCGGUACCUCAGCAAGUCCAACCCUUCGCCGGGCCCGGUAUGAUCGUAAACCCACACGCACCGCCUCCUCACCUGGCCGGCUAUCCGGUGAUGUCUUCGUCUCUGCAGGGUCAGCCACACAUGGGUUCUAUGUCGUCGCAGAUGGAGAUUCCCCAGCCUUCGGUAUCACCACCAGGCCCGCCCAUGCUAGGUCCGUCUUCGCCGAUGCAUACCCCACGCCAUCGAGCAUCGAUGGCGUCCAACGGGUCCGGGUCCGGAUCUGGAAAAUACCGGAAGAUCGCCGCCGCCCCUAUCCCCCAUAACCGUCCGUGGCCGGGCAAUGGUGCCACCGAGCUAAGACUUGCCCACUACGACCACAAGGAAGCCAUCAAGGACUAUAGAGCCAACGAACCGCCCCCGCGGAGCGGUCCUACCACCAUACGAGGGUGGAAUGUCAACAAUGGCUCCAAGGGCCGGAAUAGGAGCGUUAAAAAAGAGGAUUCAGAGGAGAAGGAUUCUCCUAAGUAGGUCCUUUUAAAGACGAUUCUUUGAAGGCUGUCAUAUUGAUUAUUAUCAUUUCGCAGCAUGAUAUCUCCAUUUAUUAGCAAGUGGAGCGCCUCGGAUCGAGGCUGAGGGCGUUCGACACCCACAUCCAUCCUCUCACAUCUCGAGCUGGCGAAGUCGGCGGGUGAACGGACGCACACAUGGUUUCGCC